ACAAAACAAAGUCGUGAGUUUGACACGUGACGUAGAACUGAUUCCCAAAAGUGUGGAACGCGUACCACUCACGAGCAAGCAACGAUUCGGUUGUAUUUAACUUUUCUGGGUUUAUGUGUAUUAAAAGGGUGUAUCCCGCCACUCCUUCCAAAAAAAAAUUACAUAGAUGAAUGGGACAUUUCGAUGGAAUCCUCAUCUAAGUCGUAUAUUUAUUUGCCUAUACUUGGGCAGUGUUGAACAUUUUGUAUUGAAAUAUACGAUGUAUGUUGACGGUUACGAAUCGUGAUAAUAUUUUAUCGUGACCCUUUUUAUUAUAUUUUUGAUGUAAAAUGAAGGCAUCGUUGCCACUUUGUCUCGCCGUUGCUAUUCGCUGCAGUUUCAGGGGAAAACAACUGCGCAUGCGCAUCACGUCUUGCGCAAAGGUCAAGUUUGAUUCCGCUGGUUGCGCAAUCCCCGCACGAAAAGUCAAUCUAUCCGCAAUCUGCCCACGCGUCCGCGCCCCGCCACCAAAAACUCCCCCGGAUCCCUUUACGGUUUGACAGAGAGAGAGAGGGCGGAAAAAGUUGCCAUGAUUCAAAGUCAUCGUUGGCUUGCCUGCCCAGCCAAUCAUCUUUUUGGAGGCCACCAUUUAAAAAAAAAAAAAAAAAAAAAAAAAAAAAAAGAGCGCGAGUAUAAAAAUGUGGCCGCUAAUCUAGCGAUGCCAACAAGUGUUUGGACAUUAAUCCAAAAGCUCGCAGACUCCACGGGAUCUUUUUGUUUGUUUUAAGCGGUUCACAAUGCAUUUCUCGCACAUUGGCUUGACUUUGCUGAUGCUUUUGGCUGCGGCGUGCCUGGGCGAGGAGCAGCAGCACCGGCAGCGCCGGUCCUCCGCCUCCGCCUCCGCCUCCGCCGGGCCUGAAGACGCCUCGGAGCCGUGCUCCACCUGCGACGUGCGCCAGCACAUCAAGAGCAUGCGCCUGAACGCCAUCAAGUCGCAAAUCCUGAGCAAGCUGCGCAUGAAGGAGGCGCCCAACAUCAGCCGCGACGUGGUCCAGCAGCUCCUGCCUCGGGCGCCCCCGCUGCAGCAGCUCCUGGACCAGUACGACGUGCUGGGGGACGACAACCGCGACGCGGUGGCGGAGGACGACGACGAGCACGCCGUCACCGAGACCGUCAUGAUGAUGGCCACUGAACCUGAGCCGGCGGUCCAAGCCAACGGCUCGCCGAAAUGCUGCCUGUUCUCCAUGGCCCAAAAGUUCCAAGCGAGUCGCAUCUUCCGGGCCCAGCUGUGGGUCCACCUACGGGCGGCCGAGGAGGCCACCACCGUCUUCCUACAGAUCUCCCGCCUGACGCCGGCGGCGGCUGGCGGCGGCCGGCACGUGCGCAUCCGCUCGCUCAAGCUGGACGUGAACGCCGGGGUCGGCUCUUGGCAGAGCAUCGACGUCAAGCAAGUGCUGAGCGUGUGGCUGCGGCAACCCGACACCAACUGGGGCAUCGAGAUCAACGCCUACGACAACAGGGGGAACGACUUGGCCGUCACCUCUGCCGAGCCCGGAGAGGAAGGGCUGCAACCGUUCAUGGAGGUGAAACUGAAUGAGGGCCCCCGGCGUGCCAGGAGGGACUCGGGCCUGGAUUGCGACGAGAACUCCCCGGAAUCGCGCUGCUGCCGCUACCCUCUCACCGUGGACUUCGAGGACUUCGGCUGGGACUGGAUUAUCGCGCCCAAACGCUACAAGGCUAACUACUGCUCGGGCGAGUGCGAGUACAUGCACCUGCAGAAGUACCCGCACACCCACCUGGUGAACAAGGCCAACCCCCGAGGGAACGCCGGCCCCUGCUGCACCCCCACCAAGAUGUCGCCCAUCAACAUGAUCUACUUUAACCGCAAAGAGGAGAUCAUCUACGGCAAGAUCCCGUCCAUGGUGGUGGAUCGUUGCGGUUGCUCUUGAGCCCCGACCCGCCUACUACAUGUGAGAGAGUAGGGAGCUGUCCAGGGGUGGGGGGGCUUCUGCCUUACAAAUCCUUCCGCCCAAAAAACACAGAUUCCAGUAUUUUUCCUGGUGCAAUACAACCGAAGUUGAGGCCCCAAUAAGCCAAAAGCUUUAACAUGUGGCAUACUGUAGCUUCGUUUCACCCCUGCGGGAAGAAAGAGUUUCCCAACCUUCACCGAGCCGUGGCACGCAUUACUGUUCCAUUCAGACGUGGCUUUGCUGGCAUCCUUCAUUUUUCAGCAAAGAGCAACUCAUGAAUAAGCGACCCGAAGGGAAUACUGAUACUGAAUCAUGAAAUAAUCAUAAUCUGCUUUCCAUUUACUCCAAAUGGACUUACUUAGUGCAUGUUUGCCAUGAGUUACGCUGAUGUAUGAAUGGCAAGAAGUGGAUACACAGGUUCAUUCUGUACCUUCUGCCGCCAAGUACAUAUACAGUAGUAAUGGCUGUACAUAUUAAUUUAGUGUAAUUGGAUACGUUUCGGUGGUUGGGAAUCAGUGCCAUGGAGUUUUUAAAUGGCAGAUGGAUGCAAGAAUGCAGAAAGACAGGCAGGCAGAUAGACACACACCUUUCUUUUUCUCUCUCUCUCACAAACACACACACACACACACCCAAGGCAUGGAUGGAUGUACACUUACACACACGUGCAACAACCCACAAGUGAAUGUAGACAGAAUGGAUAAGCUUUUUCUCUCUUUUUUUGGGACUCGACAUUGUUUAGUACAAUUAAACACACACACACACACACCAGUAGAAUACACUGUGUUCCAAAUUGUUAGGCAUAAGCUGUUUUUGUUCAUUACAGUUAACAAAUUAUCAAGUAUAUUAGCUUUGAUAAUAUAAUUUUUAGCAGAAUUACUCAAAAUAGCCUUCCGUGUAUAACAAUAAAUAGGGUUGGAAGAACUUGCA
This is a messenger RNA of Syngnathoides biaculeatus (alligator pipefish), 2876 nucleotides long. RefSeq names its product myostatin b (gene mstnb). Lineage: Eukaryota; Metazoa; Chordata; Actinopteri; Syngnathiformes; Syngnathidae. Gene Ontology annotation, molecular function: cytokine activity; growth factor activity. Gene Ontology annotation, cellular component: extracellular region. The coding region runs from base 777 to 1928 and encodes 383 amino acids. The transcript has 3 exons. The record is from RefSeq and is a predicted model, not a curated record. Gene Ontology annotation, biological process: SMAD protein signal transduction.